AUGGAUACUAAAGUCAGUGAUGUUAAAUCUCCUUCAAAAUCAAUUAAGCCUAGCAUAUAAGAUUAUAUCUCUGUAGGAUCUUUAGGAAGGGGAGCUUAUGGAGAAGUGAUUUUGGCUUAGAAAAAAAUAGAUAAUCAAUAAGUUGCUAUAAAAGUGAUUGAUAAGAAAUUCUUAACUCGAGUAAACAUAUUAAAAGAAUUCGUAGGAAUAAAAAUAAUACUAAGUAUAUAUUGAAAGGGAAAUGCUUUUGUAUCUCAAACAUCCUGGGAUUGUUUAAUUGUAUUCUACAUUUUAAAAGCCUGAAAAAUUAUAUUUCGUAAUGGAAUAUUUAGAAGGAGGUGAUUUGGCUGAUUUUUUAAAAAUACAUAAAGGUAACUUUUAUUUAUUAUAUUUAAAGAUUUAAGUUUUGAGACUUUAUAGUUUUAUUUAGCCUAAAUAGUUGUAAUACUAGAAUAUAUUCAUUCUAAAGGUGUUGCUCAUAGAGAUUUAAAACCUGAAAAUUUGAUGUUAUCAAAGAAUGGUCAUUUAAAACUGAUUGAUUUUGGUACAUCUGUAGUUGUUCAUGAGAAUAGAGUACCUGCUGAAUUUUUAUAGAGAUACAAAUAAAUAAAGUCUUCGUUUUAGAUCCAAGAAGGCUCUUUUAUUAAUAAAGCAUCUUUUGUAGGAACAGCUGAAUAUGUAUCACCAGAAAUGUUGGAAGAAGAAACUUGCGAAUAUGCUGUAGAUUUAUGGGCUUUAGGAAUCAUAUGUUAUAAAAUGUUUACAGGUGUAACACCAUUUAAUGAUAGUACAUAAUAUUUAGUAUUUUAAAAUGUCAAAAGUGCAUAAUUAAUAAUACCUGAAACUGUUCCUAAAGUUGCUGCUAAUUUAAUCUAAAAAAUUUUAGUUAGAAAUCCAUAAGAAAGAUUAGGUAGUUAAUCUAUGGAUGAACUCAAAUCUCAUCCAUUUUUUAAAGGAAUUUAAUGGGAAAAAUUAUUUUUAAUGUAAGCACCAUAACCUAAGGUUUUAUCUGUUAAAUCUGUUGAAAAAUCUAUUGAUCCAGAUUUAUAAUUAGGAGGAAAAAGAAAACCAAAAAUUAAAUUUUAUGGAGUUGUACAAUUCAAAAUUGGAUGGUUUAUUUAUAGACCAUUAGAUUUAGUACUAAUUGAAGGCAAAGAAUAUAUGAAAUUAGCUUUGUUUGAUCCAGAAACUGAAAAAUGUUAAUUGAAAAUUAGAUUAAUAGAAGGAGUGUAAGUUUAUAGUCCAAAAAAAGGAUACAUGGAAAUUAAAGAUUAGAAUAAAAAAUUCUAUAUUAAAGAAGUUGAACAUUCAAUAGAUAAAUGGUUAGAAGUUAUUGAAAAAUGUAGAAAAGAUUUAAUUAAAAAAAAAUUGAAGAGACAAGAAACAAAAAAAUGA
Messenger RNA from Paramecium sonneborni, 1395 nucleotides. NCBI's taxonomy places the organism in Eukaryota, Ciliophora, Oligohymenophorea, Peniculida, Parameciidae. The record is from the annotation of a GenBank genome assembly.